AUUACAGUCUACAUCCAAAGAAAAGUAUGGGCUCAAGCUCCUGCUCAAAAGGCUUCCUACUUUUUCUAUUAUUGCAAAUGAGUUUGCCCUCAUGUGUAAGGGGAGAGACUUCCACGGUCUCCUCUGACCCAACAUCUUCAGUCAUGACAGAGAUUAACACAGCAACUGAUGUACCCACUUCUAUAACCACACUCUCUACUCAGACUUCAACCUUCACUUCACCAAAUACUGUUAGCACAAUGUCCAUGACCAACACAACCCUCAAUGUCACCAUGACCAACAAUGUCACCAUCACUACAAAUGGGACAGCUCUAAGCACAGAUUCAAACAGUACAAACACGUCAAAUCUUUAUUGUCGAAUUUUCACCUGUAACCAUACAACAUGCCACCAUACAUUCAAGAAUACCAACGCCACCCUCUGCCCAGCAAGUGACAAAUACUGUGAGUUGAGGAUAUAUGACACCAUGAGAUAUUCGACGAACUGCGCUGCAAACUGCUCCACUUUCUGUACCAAUGCAUCUCAGAUCAACUGCUCUGUUGACUGUUGUAGCUCGGAGACCUGCCUUUAUGCUACCAUCACUAACCUGCUGAACGUCACCAUGAUGUCAAUGACUUCUACAACACAGUCCACCACCACUACUACUAAGGCUACCACAACUGUAACCACCACUGCUCCAACCAAUGGCAAGAAGUGUCAUAAGAUCAGCUGCAACGGGGACACCUGCUAUCAAGGCAAUACAAAUGUGGUGCUGUGUUCUCCUACCCAGAACUACUGUAUGCUAAAAAAGGCGACAAGUGGAACAGUGGUGACCUGGACAGGAGGAUGCAGUGAGGACUGCAGCAAAGAGACUGCUUGCUCGUCUGCAACGUCUACCUGCUUCUUAGAGUGCUGUAAUGCUACUACUACGGCCUCUUGCCUGAAGCUAACCGGUGCAGUGAACAUGCCCAGCUCUGCCACCAGAGGGCUGUUCUCUCCAAUGCUGCUAAUGGCCUGUUCAUUGUUCCUUUGGAUAAUAAGCAUGGAUAGUUCAGCAUAACAGGCCUCAUGUACCCAACAAACGUCAGCAUCAGCUGUAGAACACU
This is a messenger RNA of Pygocentrus nattereri (red-bellied piranha), 1083 nucleotides long. Its product is annotated as salivary glue protein Sgs-3. NCBI's taxonomy places the organism in Eukaryota, Metazoa, Chordata, Actinopteri, Characiformes, Serrasalmidae. The coding region runs from base 27 to 1037 and encodes 336 amino acids. The record is from RefSeq and is a predicted model, not a curated record. The transcript is spliced from 8 exons.